GUCACCUCGGGGAAUCGCACCAAGCACUAUGUUUCUUAUCAGCGUAAUGAGUUUGUCCAGAUGAGGUUCCCCAAGUAUGCCCUACCAAAGGAUGUUCAAAUAGUGAGUACGGACGAAAACCAGGUGUUCCUCGCUCUCCAGGAGUGGUACCAGUCUGACACGUAUAACCUGUACCAGUCAGACCCCCAAGGUGUCUACUACUCCAUGAUCCUCGAGAACGUGCGGAGCACCAAGCAGCCAGAGGAGAAUGUUCUCGUUGAUAUCCUGGAGGUUCGUGGAGUCAAAGGAGUCUUCCUAGCCAAUCAGAAGACGGAUGGUAAAGUCACAACCCUCAUCACUUAUAACAAAGGGCGUGACUGGGAACCACUGGCUCCUCCUACCACAGACAUGAACGGGAAACCGGUCAGCUGCAAAGCACCGGACUGUCACCUUCACCUCCACUUGCGCUGGGCAGAUAACCCCUACGUGUCUGGCACGGUCCACACUAAAGACUCAGCUCCGGGUCUCAUCAUGGGUGCUGGUAACCUUGGCUCCAAACUUGUAGAGUAUAAGGAAGAGAUGUACAUCACUUCAGACUGUGGGAAGACAUGGAGACAGGUUUUUGAAGAGGAACAUCACAUCCUGUAUCUGGACCAUGGGGGGGUCAUUGUUGCCAUCAAGGACACUUCCAUUCCCCUCAAGAUCCUCAAGUUUAGCACCGACGAAGGACGUACUUGGAGCAUUCACAACUUCACCAGUACCUCAGUGUUUGUGGAUGGACUCCUGAGCGAACCGGGAGACGAAACUCUGGUCAUGACUGUGUUUGGCCACAUUAGCUACAGAUCAGACUGGGAGCUGGUCAAAGUGGAUUUCAGGCAGUCUUUCUCUCGUCAGUGCACCGAGUCCGAUUACGAGUCCUGGCAGCUCACAGACCUGAAGGGAGAAAAAUGCAUUAUGGGCAAGGAGCGGACUUUCAGGAAGAGAAAGGAGACGUCAUUCUGCAUCAAAGGCAAAAGCUACACCUCAGCUCUGAGAAGUAGACCAUGCCAGUGCUCCGACAAAGACUUCAACUGCGACUAUGGCUUUGAGCGGUUCCACGCAGAAGGAGAUCGCUGUUUCCCCGACUUUUGGUACGAUCCAGAUUUGCCGCAUGAGGACUGCCAUCUUGGACAAAGUUAUGAGUCCAGUACUGGCUACAGGAAGGUGAUUUCUAACACAUGUGAAGGAGGUCUGAACAAGCAGCAAAGUGCCAAGCAGCACAACUGCCCCCUGCUGCCCCCUAAAGGACUAAAGGUUGGCAUUAAAGGGCAGCUGCUGGCCGUGGCUCCUGGUGAUGAUGUCACAUUCAUCGUCCAUCAGAAGCAGGGCGACACCAGCAGCACCAAGUACCAGGUGGACUUGGGGGAUGGGUUUCGAGCCAUUUACCAGAACCUGACGGUGACCGAUGAGCCCAUUCAGCACCGCUACAGAAACCCGGGCAUUUAUAAGGUCACUGUGAAAGCCGAGAACGUUGCUGGACACGACGAGGCCACCAUGUACAUCCAGGUCACAGAACCUUUACAGGAAGUGCACCUGGAAGUGGUCCCAAUCACCAGGAAGAACCAUGAAAUCACUCUGACAGCUGUGGUCCUGCCCAUGGAGGCCAACCUGACCGUCUUCUAUUGGUGGAUAGGAAGCAAGCUGCAGCCCACCCUGACCCUCCAGAACAGCAUUGUGACUCGUUUCUCUGAAACUGGAGAAGUUCCAGUCACUGUCCAGGUUUCCAAUGGCCGAUCCAUGGUUCAGGACGUGAAGAUUGUUCGAGUCUACGAUCAUUUCCAGAUCAUUCCCCUGACCUUCAGCAGGAACCUGGACCGAUUUAACCCGGACAUCCCAGAGUGGAGGGAUGACGUUGGCCAAGUGGUCACCAGACUUCUGGCUAAGGCCACAGGUGUACCUCAGGACUCCCUAGUGACUGUGGUGAAACCAGGUCUUCCCACCUCUGCAGACCUCUAUGUUCUACCAACCCACAGCAAACCGAUCAAGAGGAGUAUAUUUAUGGACAAGCGUAUUCCAGCCAUCAUGCAGGCUUUCAGUGACAAAAACAUCAGCUUCAUGGUGCGAGGAGGUCAGCGAGUGUUGGUGAUGUUAGCAGAUCCAAACGCAGGCUACCAUGGAGCAGUUGGAGGUCCGGGUAUUUGGGCUCUAGCUGUUGUUUUCCUAAUCAGCAUCAUUGCAAUUGGCUCUUUCAUCCUAUAUAAGUUUAAAAGGAAGCUUCCAGGCAACCGCAACAUUUACGCCCAGAUGCACAACGAGAAGGAGCAGGAGAUGACCAGCCCUGUAAACCACAGCGAGGAUACUCAGCACAUCAUCCAAGGCGAGGAGUUCAUAGACGAUGACCUGGACUCACAGACUUUAGGCAACCACUCAGGUGUGGUCUUGAGCAUCACCUCCAGAGAAUUACACACUUACCUGACCAGCUGAUGGCUUCCGUGGCAACGCUGACGAGCUAGCCCGGCCGAGCCGAGCCAGCUAACAAGCACAGGGACUCUGCCUUCCUCCCACCCUCAAAUCCCACUGGAGACUUCCUGUCCACCCUUUGACCUCUUUAAUUUGCAUAAUUUUGGAUGUGAUUUGUUCAGAUCUGUGUUUGUGACGUAUACUUUUCCUCCUUUUCAUCUCAUCUCCAAACAUUUUUUUUUUUACGUUUGAGGUUUGGGUGGCUUGUCUGUGCUUUAAAAAAAAAUCUAAACAAGUCCAUUUUCUAUCUGUUACUGUUUGAAAUAGCCAUCACGUACUCACUCCACUGGCUUCCUGUAAGAGACAGUUGAACAAUCGAGGCUACUGCCAUCAGCUGGUGUCUGAGCUCUAAAUGAAAGCUGCAUUAUGUUAGUUUUUAAUCUUCCUCAUGAAGUUUUCUUCAUUUCUCCUCAAAAGUACCACUCCAUUUCUCUCCCUUUCAAGGCAAUAAUAAUCUCAAUGGAAUGUACAGUUUGAUAAACCCUUGUGGCUUUGCACAUGAAGGGCAUGCAAACACAAGAGGGCGGUGUUGCACUUUCUUACAUUUCCACUCACAUGUACUCCACUCUUUCUUGGGAUUACACACCCUGUUGUACUCACAGCUUUGUUAUUCUUCUAGAGUCGUUUUAAGAUUGUUAUUUCAAAUCCUUUGUCUGUCCCAUGGUGCCUAAAACUGCAAGUCUAGAUCUGCUUGGUGACAUCUGUUAACAUGUUUAGGUAUUUGUUCUUCUUUUUUUAAAUAUAAUUAUGGCCCUUUUUCCUUCUCCUCUUUAUGUUCUCUUGGUCAGUGCAGAAUCCGACCUCAAGAGAAAUGUUUUCCACCACUGAGAAGAAGGUAGUAGAUGUAUUCAGUAUCAGCCUAUAUUAGGCGUAGCCCACGGUGGAAUCACGUCUUCUUAAAGGGUUGGUUUGUUUUAUGUAAAUGUGUAAAUAUGAACAAACAACUCCACCUUGUAAAUAUUCUCAUCGACAUGUGUGUGUUUUACACUACUACCAAAAUAUCGCCUUUUUUUUCUUUCUUUCUUCCUGAAGUAAUUUGCCCGUGGAUUUGCUCGAACUGACACCAAAUCUUGCUCUUUCCAGUUUCAUCACAGCUUCUUGCUUGAUCUGUUUUCACUAUUUUUGUCUCAUGAGUGAGAUUUAUCUUCAAAAGUUUGAUUGUAUACUAGAAACGAGUUCACUGUCUAAAAAGGCACUCACAGUUACUGAAUAUGGUACUGAUUAUUAUAUACGGAUAUUUUUGAUACACAUCAAGUUUUUUUUCCGUUAAACACUGCUUAGUGUUUUUGUUUUCAGUUUUCUUUUGUGUUUGCACUAAUCAAGGAGUACAAUACAGGAGCUGAACUAUUACACAAACUAAAUCAAAAGGUCUUUGGGUUGAGGACCUUGGAGGUCACCAAAACCACCAUUAUCAUCAAGACCUGUCUUUGGUUAACCCCAUGUUCAACAGCAGGUGGAUUUGCUCACUCUGGUUUAAAUAAUCUUUUGUACAUAUUCUGCUCACGUUCGUCUUGAUCCUGCUUUUUUAGUGAGGUAUGGUCUUUGUAUCAAUGUCCCUUCAACAAAAGGGAAAAUGAGGGGUGAUAGUUUUCCACUUGUGCCGGUCAAGGACCUUCACCAAUGAUGACACAGACGUUGUGAUUUGUGCCACACUGCUUUCCUUUUUUAUCUGUUUGUUUUGAUUAAACUGAUGUGCGUUCUCUUCAGGAAGCAUAGCACACUGAACCUGCAUCUUGAAAUAAAUCACUCCCAUGACUUGUA
Molecule: messenger RNA, 4239 nt
Organism: Nothobranchius furzeri (turquoise killifish)
Lineage: Eukaryota; Metazoa; Chordata; Actinopteri; Cyprinodontiformes; Nothobranchiidae
Source: RefSeq, a predicted model, not a curated record